CCAGCGGCGAGCUCCGGGCGCACGGUGUCACCUCCGGACAGACUCCGGUCCUCUAACGAUGGCUCCUCCAUCCGUCUUUGCCGAGGUGCCGCAGGCCCCGCCGGUGCUUGUGUUUAAGCUGACCGCAGAUUUCCGGGAGGAUCCAGACCCCCGCAAGGUCAACCUAGGAGUGGGAGCGUACCGCACGGACGACUGUCAGCCCUGGGUCCUGCCGGUAGUGAGGAAAGUGCAGCAGAAGAUUGCCAGCGACAGCAGCCUGAACCACGAGUACCUGCCCAUCCUGGGCCUGGCCGACUUCCGGACCCUCGCUUCCCGCCUGGCCCUGGGGGAUGACAGCCCAGCUCUCAAGGCGAUGCGGGUGGGAGCGGUACAGUCUUUGGGGGGAACAGGUGCCCUUCGAAUCGGAGCCGAGUUCUUAGCGCGAUGGUACAAUGGAGUGAACAACAAGGACACGCCUGUCUACGUCUCCUCGCCAACCUGGGAGAAUCAUAAUGCUGUGUUUGCCGCUGCUGGAUUUAAAGACAUUCGAUCCUAUCGCUACUGGGAUGCGGAGAAGAGAGGCUUGGACCUCCAGGGGCUCCUGACUGAUAUGGAGAAUGCUCCCGAGUUCUCCAUCUUUGUCCUCCAUGCCUGCGCACACAACCCAACUGGGACCGACCCAACUCCGGAGCAGUGGAAGCAGAUCGCCACUGUCAUGAAGCGCCGCUUUCUGUUCCCCUUCUUUGACUCGGCCUACCAGGGCUUCGCCUCUGGAGACCUGGAGAGAGAUGCCUGGGCUGUUCGCUACUUUGUGUCGGAAGACUUCGAGCUCUUCUGCGCCCAGUCCUUCUCCAAGAACUUCGGGCUCUACAAUGAGCGAGUGGGGAAUUUGACGGUGGUGGGGAAAGAAUCCGAGAGCAUCAUCCGGGUCCUGUCGCAGAUGGAGAAGAUUGUGCGGAUUACUUGGUCCAAUCCGCCCGCACAGGGAGCUCGGAUUGUGGCCUAUACCCUUUCGGACCCUCAGCUCUUUAAGGAAUGGACCGGGAAUGUGAAGACAAUGGCCGAGCGGAUUCUGACCAUGAGAACUGAACUCAGAGCACGAUUAGAAGCCCUCAAGACCCCCGGGACCUGGAAUCACAUCACUGAGCAAAUCGGGAUGUUCAGUUUCACGGGCUUAAACCCUAGACAAGUUGAAUACUUGAUCAAUGAGAAACACAUCUACCUGCUGCCCAGUGGCCGGAUCAACAUGUGUGGUCUGACCACCAAGAAUCUAGAUUACGUGGCCACCUCGAUCCACGAAGCCAUCACCAAAAUCCAGUGAAGCAGCACUGCCCAAACCAGCACCACCAAAGUGGCCCCCCGUCGUGUGUGUCCCCUGCCUGCACCAACCUCGUUGUACCUAUCCCGUCGUAGAAACCACGGAAGGACUGCCUGCCUGCUGUGACUUCCCUGGAGAGGCGGCCUCUUUUUAAAAGUGGUCCCACUGGGAGUGAACGCCCAUGAAGAGAAGAGGGGGGCCUGGGAUUAGCGCCUUCAGGGAGGCCAGAGCAAACGCACGUUUUUAUUUAAAGAAGAAUAAAGUAUUUUGAUUAUGAGGCGUAGCUCUCUUGCCCCUCCCCACAGAAGCAGGACUGCUGCCCGCGCGACACGCUCCUGUGCUUCUCCGUGUCUGCCGUUGGACUCGGUGCAAAGUCCAGCCCCAAAGAUCAAGUUGUGUGGAAGUAGCUCAGUGUGAUUGUGGGUGUUGGUUGAGUCAUUAAAAGUUGCCAUUGUGACUCAGCUCAUGUCUCCUGCUCUUUCUGUGGCCCUGUCUCUCGAGUGACUGCGAUGAGAAACAAACUACAUCGUGGCCCGCAUGCACGAGUGUGUACACACACACACACACACACACACACACUUCCCCAACAUCAUAUUUCCCCUUGCUGCAUGUGGUACAGUGCUGUUUUCAAGUCCAUUCUAUGGUGUUCUAUUUUACUUUACUGAAAAUAAAAUGAACUUGCCAAUCAA
This is a messenger RNA of Echinops telfairi (small Madagascar hedgehog), 1986 nucleotides long. It is a transcript of the gene GOT1, whose product is annotated as glutamic-oxaloacetic transaminase 1. Gene Ontology annotation, molecular function: pyridoxal phosphate binding; L-aspartate:2-oxoglutarate transaminase activity. Gene Ontology annotation, cellular component: cytosol. The record is from RefSeq and is a predicted model, not a curated record. The transcript has 9 exons. Gene Ontology annotation, biological process: L-aspartate biosynthetic process. The coding region runs from base 59 to 1300 and encodes 413 amino acids. NCBI's taxonomy places the organism in Eukaryota, Metazoa, Chordata, Mammalia, Afrosoricida, Tenrecidae.